GUUCAGGUGGUAAUUUACAUAAAUAUUUCCCAUGAUGCAUCGCUUCGGAAGGGACAAAUUUUCAUUGGCCCGCCGAACUCGCUUACUCUGAACGAAACGUCUAGAGAUUGCAAAGUCAAAGGUCACGAUCUGCUAAUUUCAUUGGUCGAUGAUUACAUCAUAUAGCAUCAAAAUGGCGGACGAUUACUCGAACAAAAUUUCAACAAAUUCUGAUAAAACUAGCGUCAAUCUUGACAAAAUGACAGUUUCUCAGCUUAAGGACUACCUUAAACAAAGAGAGGUUUCAACAUCUGACUAUCGGAGAGAUAUGCUCGUCGGACUUGCGAAAUUGGCGCAUGAAAUCCAACUUGAAAAAAAUCCGGAAAUAAAUGAGGAAACAUUUUCAACUGAAUCGAGGAGAACAGUUAAUAUUGAUGGAAAAACAAUCACUUUUGAAGAUCCCGAACAAAUAAAAAAUUGGAAUAUUGAUCUCAAAACCGUACCGGACAUUGAACUCUCCCACUGUUUCCACUAUCUUCAUACUGUUUGUGGAUGGAAUGCUGGAAGAUUGGCAAAUUAUACCAAAGACAAUGGGUUCAAACUUUUCAAAGAUCGACAUAUUUCAGCAGUUAAAGUCAAAUCAUUGAGUCAUGAGCAUAUGUAUGUGCAGGCCGAAUGUGUUAGACAAACAUCACUAAGUGAAAAUCCGUACAAAUUAUUUGUACUUUUAGAGAAGUCGGGCAUAAUCAAGUCAGCUGGGUGUCAGUGUGUUGCUGGAGAUGGAAGCUGUAAACAUGUUGCGGCCCUGCUGUUUUCCUUGCAUGAUUUCAUCUCUCGAAAUGAGGACCGUAAUACUGAAGUCUGCACUGAUGUGCCAUGUUCCUGGACAGUGCCGAGGAAACGCAGCAAACCAGAGUAUUGGGACGAUAUCGAUAUUUGUGCUGAUGUAGAAAAACCAUCUAAAAAACCAACAUGUGACAGUUAUACACCAUUUCCACCCCUCAGCCCUGCCGCGAAAGAUGCAAUUGAAAAAGAUUUCAUUGCUUUGAUUAAAAACACUGACUCAUGUAUUGCCAUAGAUUAUAAUGAUAGUGAGAGUGACUCUGACUGUCAGGCUCCCAAAAGUUUGUUCGAAAUUGUGGAGUGUAUUGAUAAACCACGCAGUGCAGAUGCUAUUAUGGAGGCAUUCCAUGGAGAGACAACAAAUGAUGUUAUCAAAGCUGUUUAUAAUCUUACAAUCUCUCAGUCAGAGUCAGAUGACUGGUAUAAGUAUCGCCAUGGAAGGAUAACCGCCUCAAUAGCCAAAAAAAGCAGCUUGUGCAACAGAGCAAACACUCUCAAACCCUGA
Messenger RNA from Owenia fusiformis, 1327 nucleotides. Lineage: Eukaryota; Metazoa; Annelida; Polychaeta; Sabellida; Oweniidae. The record is from the annotation of a GenBank genome assembly.